Messenger RNA from Xenopus laevis (African clawed frog), 1680 nucleotides. Its product is annotated as C-C motif chemokine 19. Lineage: Eukaryota; Metazoa; Chordata; Amphibia; Anura; Pipidae. The record is from RefSeq and is a predicted model, not a curated record. The transcript is spliced from 4 exons. Bases 141 to 503 code for a protein of 120 amino acids.
CUUCACUGGAGAGUUGGGCUGCACUCUAACAGCUCACUAACAGCUCACUAACAGCUCACUAACAGCUCACUAACAGCUCACUAACAGCUCACUAACCACAUCUCACCUGCUGCAUCACUGUGUGCCGGUCCAGUACCAACAUGAGACCCAUUUGGACCCUGCUGCCCCUCGCUGUGCUGGUUGUGCUUCUGUGCGACACUGUCUACAUGCAAGGUACAGGGAACAUCGUUGCAGAUUGCUGCCUUAGAACCAGUGACAAGCGAAUUCCCUUGGGGGCUGUCAGAGCCUAUCAGAUCCAGAGCCAGAAUAAUGGGUGCCCCAAAAACGCCGUGGUGUUCAUUACUAAAACCAACAAGCAGCUGUGUUCCACCCAAGGGCUGAAGUGGGUUAAUAAGCUGAUGCAGAAGUUGGACAAACUGGGGAAGAAAUCAGGAAAAAAGAAGAACACGGCAAGAGGAGCAGGAGAGAGAAGAAACAGAGGGGACCCUCCAACUCAUGGAUAAUGAAGAUGAGGAUGGACCAGCCGUGUGUCUGACUUGUGGGUGCUCUGAAGUCUCUGCAUUGAAAGAUCCAACCAUGGGUCCAAGUCAACUUCCUUCACUUCUCUAUAUGCUCUAAUUAUAGGGGCGCCAUCACCCCCUCGCCUACUAUCAAAUCUUUGUUAUUUUUUUCUUGUUCUGUUCCUGUUGGGCUUCAUAUAUUUGGGUCUACAAACUCAACAGCCUGACCCUUGGUAUACGGGAUUUAAUCCUCCGUAUAUACAUCCUGAGCUGAGGCUUAUGUUGAUAGGGGAUGCUUAGUUUAUAUAUCCAUGUAUAGAUAACUGCGGCUUUGUAUAGUUGGAUUAUUACAUAAAGGCACAAACUUCCACAGAAUCCCCCUGUGAACGUACGAGGGUAGAGAUUAUUAUAGCAAUGGAGCAUUCAUUUGCUGUAGGUUUGCAUUUAUUAUAGGUGGGGCGCCAUAUUGGUUUUUUUUUGAUGGAAGAGCCUUUAGUACCUGAUUGCAAAAACACAAUGACAAUGUUUAUUAGGGAUGUUCUGCUGAUGUCUAUGGAGCACACCUAAGCAACAUGGCAGCUCCAGCUGUGAAUAAACUCCAAUAAGUCUUGAGCGCUUAUAUACCUGCGCUCUCCAGACCUGCGGGUGCAAAUGAAGCCCUAGAACUACAAAAUCCAUGGCUCCCUUUACAUGUGACUCCAAUAAAGUUGGGUUAGUUAUAGAGUGUCAGGGGUGCUGGAACACCCAUAUUGCAACUGAGCGUAAUUUACCCAACGGGUGCAACCACUAAAGUGUUAGGUGCAAGUGGCUCUAGACGUGUUGUGGUCCUCUUGUUUCCACUUUGAAAAUGAAUAAUUGCCUUUAAUUCCUGAUUCCCUGGUGAAAUGUGACAAUUUGGGACCUGUCAAUGGGCAUUCGAUCUACGUUGCUAUUUCCCUGUGCAGCAUAUAAGCUUCUCUGUGUUUUCUUCUACCUUCGCUCCAUUUGCAUUUGCUCCAUUCCCUGUUAUUUGCUUAUUCUCAUAGCACCAAAGUUUGGCUGAAAUGUCAUCAAAGGGGCAGUUCAUCUUUGAGUUAACUUUUAGUAGGUCAUAAAAUGGCAGAUUAUAAGAAAUUCAUUUACUCUUAUUUUUUUAUACUUUUUGAAUUAUUAGACACCGUCUUUUGACUUUAUUCCAUCU